CCACCUCUAGAGCAAGCGGGGAGCGUGGGCACCUCUCCCCUUCCUCCUGCCUUGCCCCUCGCCGGAGGGGCUCCACCUCCGCCCGCGCUCCCAGGGUAUUUGUUGUUGCGCGCAGGGUGCAGCGCAGCUCCAGCCGCACUCGCUGCCGAGCUCGAAGAGUAACUGGGCGCCCCUAGGCAGCGCCUUGCUCCCGGCGCCUGCUGCCAUGGGACCCAAGGCCGCCUCCGGCUUCUACCUGGGCAGGAAGCCCGCCGCCCUGCUCGCGCUGCUGCUGGCCGCGCUGCUGCUGGCCCUGGCCGUGCUGGGGGCUCUGUACGGGCGCUGCCUGCAGGAGGUGGAGGAGCUGCGGGCGGCAGCGGCUCCCCCCUCGCCCACAGCCGGCCCGGAGGCGGAGGGCGCCGGCUGCUGCCCCCCAACUCCCAGUCCCGGCAGUACGCGCCCGCCGGGGGUCUGGGACAACUCCCGCCUGCCCCGCGCUCUGCUGCCCCUCCACUACGAGCUGCGGCUCUGGCCCCGGCUGAGCCCCGGCCAGCCCGGCCCCUUUGUCUUCUCCGGGCAGGUGAACAUCACGGUGCGCUGCGCCCAGGACACGGCCACCGUCCUGCUGCACAGCUCCGAGCUGGAGCUGUGGGGGGCGGCUGUGCGGGGGCCCCUGCUCGAGGGGCCGGACGGCGGCGGCGGCGGCGGCGGCAUCGAGGUGGCGGAGCUGUGGCUGGAGGAGCGGCAGGAGUACGCGGUGCUGGAGCUGCGGCGGAGCCUGCGGGCAGGCGGGCGCUACGUGCUGCAGCUCAGCUUCAGGGGGCCCCUGAGCGAGAAUCUGGACGGGCUCUUCCUCACCCGCUACACGGACCAGGGGCAGAGCAGUAUGCUGAUUGCAUCACAGCUUGAACCAACAUAUGCCAGGACUGUUUAUCCCUGCUUUGAUGAACCUGCCAUGAAGGCAACCUUUAAUAUCAUAAUUGUCCAUCAUCCCAGUUAUGUGGCCCUGUCCAACAUGCCUGCUAUAGAUACAUCUGAAAUGAAAGAUGAGAAUGGAAGCCUAUGGACUGUUACCACAUUUAACACGACACUGAAAAUGUCAACUUAUCUAACUGCUUUUGUGGUUUGUGAUUUUGAUUACAUCACCAGGACUGAAAGGGGCAAUGAGAUACGUAUUUGGGGUCGUAAAGAAGCAAUUAAAAAUGGUCAUGCUGACUAUGCUUUAAAUAUCACAGGCCCACUUUUUUCAUUUCUGGAAGAUUUAUUUAACAUCAGCUACCCUCUUUCAAAAACAGAUCUGGUUGCACUGCCUGAUUUUGGAGCAGGUGCUAUGGAAAACUGGGGGCUAAUGACUUUCCGAGAAUCAGCCUUGAUGUACAUCCCAAGUGAUCAAUUCGGAAGCAAAAAGACUAUGAUUUGCCUAAUUGUUUCACAUGAGCUAGGACACCAGUGGUUUGGAAAUCUGGUUACCAUGAAUUGGUGGAAUGAUCUAUGGCUUAAUGAAGGAUUUGCAUCUUACUUUGAAUACAUUGGUGCUAGCUACAUAGAACCCAGACUACCACUGAAUAAAUUCUUUUAUUAUCACAUGUUACAACCUGUCUUAAGGGAGGAUAAAGAAAUAGCAGCUCAGUCAUUAUCAUCAAGAGAAGAAAAAAUCAAUGGAACAUUUUCACUAGUUGGCCUAUUUGACAUCUUCACUUACAACAAGGGGGCCUCCAUUAUCUGGAUGCUUUCCAGCUUUCUGACUGAGAGGCUGUUUAUCAAAGCACUCAGUUCAUACCUGAAAGCAUUUUCCUUUUCAAGCGUUAACCAAGAUGAUCUGUGGACACACAUACAAAUGGUUGUAGAUGCACAGAAUGAAGUUCAGUUGCCAGCAUCAGUAAAAAAAAUAAUGGAUUCCUGGACAUGCCAAAAUGGGUUUCCAGUUUUAACAUUCAAUCUGUCCACCGGCAUUAUCCGUCAGGAACAAUUUUAUAAUAAAAGGACACAAAACAAUACUACUUACAAUAACACAUGGAUUGUUCCUAUUUCUUGGAUAAGAAAUGGAUCUGCACAACCCUUAGUCUGGCUAGAUAAAAGUAGCAAAAUGUUUCCUGAAAUGCAAAUAUCAGAUUCAGAACAUGACUGGAUUUUGUUAAAUAUGAAUAUGGCUGGGUACUACAGAGUUAAUUAUGAUCCAUUACAUUUGAAGAGAUUAGCACAACUGCUUGAAAAAGACCCAAAGGCUAUUCCAGUCGUCAACAGGUUACAUUUGAUAGACGAUGCUUUUACAUUGGCACAGGCUGGAUAUAUUGAGAUUGAGUCUGCAUUUGAACUAACAAAGUACCUUGCCAAAGAAGAUGAAAUAUUUGUGUGGUAUUCAGUACUGUCAAACCUAAUACCUGACAAUUUGGAAAAUAUUCUGAACAACUAUGAAUUAUAUCCCUUUUUAAAGAAAUAUCUGUUAAAGAGAAUGUUGCCAAUAUACCAUUAUUAUGCAAGUAUUAUUCAUCAAAAUGUUGAUGCUUUGGCGGAUGACUAUUUUGAUCAAAUUCAUUUGGAAAAACUUAUUAAUACAGCAUGUUGGCUGGGUCUCCAAGACUGUUUAAACCUAUCUUCUGAACUUUACGCUAAGUGGAUGGAGAACCCUGACAAUGAGAUUCCCUUUACUAUUAAAAGAACAAUCUGUUGUUAUGGUGUUGCAAUGGGAAGUGAUAAAGAAUGGGACUUUGCAUGGAAAAUGUAUAAUCAUAAUAAUUCCACAGAAAUAGAUAAGGAUAUAAUGCUCUUUGCCAUGAGUUGCACCAGAGAGUCAUGGUUGCUUUACAGAUAUUUGCAGUACUCACUCAACAAUUCAUUAUUGUCUUCUGAUAAUAUAUCCAUAGUCAUUUCAAAUGUGGCAGCUACUGAGAUUGGCCAACGCAUAGCAUGGGAAUUUGUAACAGAAAAUUGGCUAGCUUUAAAUGAAAGGCAUAGGAAUGGAAUACUACAGAAAUUAUUGAGAGUUAUGGAAAACUUUGUCAAUACAGACUUACAGAUCCAAGAAUUGCAGCUUUUUUACAAUACUACACUGGACAAGGAUCUACAGAUUGCUACUACUGAAACACUGCAGUUUGCUAAAUUUGCAAAUAAUGAAAGGAGAAAACUCAUAGCCAGAUUUACUGAUUGGUUACGGAAAAAUAUAGAUGACUGACUUCUGAAAUCUGUUUCUCAUAUCUAUUCUAAUAUAUAUUAGAAUAUAGCUUGCUAGCAUUUUUAUACUAUUUUAUGAUUUAAUAAAGAGAUGAAGCACAUGAUUUAUAUUCGAAACCAAAGAUUCUAACCACAAAGCCAGGCCGACCUUAUUCACAGUGGAAGGAUAAAAUUCUACAGAAAACAUGCAAGAAAACUAUUUGCGUAUUACAUCUAUCUUAUUUCCAUACAGGAUGAUGCUUGAGAGACUUAUCCUUAAAUAAAGUCAAGAAAAAUCUGCAGAAACAUUUUUUAAAUAUGUCAGCACUUUGGAGGACUCAGCCCUGUGAUUAAAACACAGGACUGGAGGUUAGAAGACUUGGGUUUUAUUCUCUGUUCUGCUGCUGGCUUGGUGUGUGACUUUUAGGCAAGUCAUUUAAUCACACUGAACCUCAGUUUUUGUAUUUGUGAAAAGGGAAUGGGGACAAUAAUACGUAAGUUAGAGCAGUGUUAUGGAACUUUAACUCUUGAACAUUUGUUUGCGAAGCGCUUCUUGAUCCUCAGAGGGAAGGCACUACAGGAAUCCAAAGCUUAAGUUUUUAUAUAUUGAGUGCUUUUUCAUCUACACUAAAUUUCAUUAGAAAAUUUUUAGAAGUUUUACUUUCUUCCUGCCUAUUAUUAGGCUUAAUGGAGAUGACUGACAGCCAAAUAAAACUCAGGCCAUUAGUAUUAAAGCACGUGUAUUAGCUUUUGGUUAAAGUGUAUUAGUUUGUGGGUUUGUUUAUUUGCACAGUUAACAAAUUAUGAAAAAACGAAGUUGCAGUACUACCCCUAUAAACAGAGAAAGUAAUAUUACAUUACCCUAGUGAAACCCAGUGAGGAAGUAACAGGCAGUGUUAUAAAGGAAAUAAAGAGCACAAACAGAGCAACAUCCAGGAUUUCAAAAUCAGAGUUUUUCAAUGUGGAAAAUCCUUUAUUGGGUUCCCAGUGCACAUCCAAGAAAGCUGACAGCCACAUCCUUAGCCCCAUCACAACCCCCAAUGUCUAAACUUGGAGCUGGGGGUUGUGAUUCCCAGCUUGAGGAGACAUGUAGCUGUGGCAGCGCUGGCAGCAGGAAAGGCUAGCCACCCUGAGUACGUGCCUAUGGUCUUGGCUGGGUACAUACUUGGGGUGGGUAGCCCCUCCCACUGCUCCUAUGGCUGUGGCUACACUCUAUUUUUAGCACACAACGGUGCAAAGUAUAAUUAAAGCUGCCUUAAGGCAGGAUUGGAGGAUUCUGUCAGCACAGGGGAUGUAUAUGCUGAUGUAGCCAGCUCUAUGCUAGACACUCCUGGUGUCCCCAGCACCCAUUCCAGGAUGGGGAGGAUUUGGGGGCGGAAUGCAAUAUGUUCCACUGAUCAUGGAUGGCAAAGGAGCUGCUCCCUGCUGGCAUGACUUAGAGCUUCUUCAUAUAGAUGCAGGGACUGAUUUGGCCCCCUGCAGGAUUGGUGUGAGGUGGAAAGGUAAUGGAAUGACACCGGGGCACCGCUCUACACAAUCUCAUUGCAGGAUUUAUGUACCUAACUUUCAGCACCCAGCCUAUCCAAACCAUUGUCUUUCCCAGCUAUUUGUAACCAUUCUCCCCUUUUCUUGUUUACAGAAAUGUCAGGUUUUUUACUGAAUAAAAAUACGCUAAUAAUUUAAUCACCAAUCUGUAAAUAUUUACAAAAGCAAUUGUAAAUAAGAAAAUAUUUCAAAAUCACUAUUGAUUAAUUGUGUGCUUCUUUAAUAACAUAUCCUUUAUGUCCUUACAGCAAUAAUAUAGUGAUUGAUUUUUCUAGGGUUUAUACCAUAUUGUACAUCUCUUUUCAAGCCUGAGACUAAAUAGCAGGAAGAAAACACAGAAUUAUUUGGUGCUUAAUGUUGGCAGCCACUCAAAGAAAAAGAAAGCGAAUCUUUUACCUCUUGAUACUGCUUCUUGCUGUGCUGAGAAUAGGUAGUCGAAAACUGUCUAAGAAUGUAUCCCUUUUCCAGGUAAUUCUGUUUGGAAUAACUGUAGAGGCAGAAUAGCAGGGAGAGAAUUACUUAGAUUUGUUCAAGUAUGAAAAUAACAACAUGGUAUCUCUAGUACUAUCCCUACCCUUUCAGCCUGCUGUCAUAAGCAAAAUCUUCUAUGAGAGAAAGAGAGCCUCAAUUACUGAUUCCAUUAUGG
This is a messenger RNA of Malaclemys terrapin pileata, 5320 nucleotides long. It is a transcript of the gene LVRN, whose product is annotated as laeverin. Gene Ontology annotation, cellular component: cytoplasm. The record is from RefSeq and is a predicted model, not a curated record. The transcript has 20 exons. Lineage: Eukaryota; Metazoa; Chordata; Testudines; Emydidae. Gene Ontology annotation, molecular function: metalloaminopeptidase activity; zinc ion binding; peptide binding. Gene Ontology annotation, biological process: peptide catabolic process; proteolysis. The coding region runs from base 206 to 3151 and encodes 981 amino acids.